GGUGGAUCCUCAGAGGGGGAUGAGAUUAGAUACGUGUUCUUGGAGGUUUCUUCUAUUGAUGCAUACCAUUCGAAAGGAAGCCAUUUGGAUUGACCGUCUUUAUAAUGGAAUGUAGCGUUACUGAAAAAAAAAAAACGAAAAUAUUAAGAGAUUUAAUUACUUCUUAGACACUAACGAUGACAUGUCAUUCACGCACACUACGCUUGCACUUGGCAUUGGCUGAAGUCUGAACAUUUGUUUGCUAACUUGCAGACGGUCAAUAAAGUAGCCUAUAGACAGGAUUUAACAUCAAAUCAGUUUUAGAGUAACAUUUUCUUUUCUAAUAAGAACGUGUAAUUAGACCUUCAAGUGUUAAUGGACUGGAGUAAGCUGUAUUGGCUACUCACAUUUUGGUGGAUAAGCAAAAAUAAGACUUCACAAUGAAUCGCGUUUUCUGGGACACGAUCUUUCUCAUUACUGGGUCCUUCUUUACCUAUGGUACGGGACAGGGUAAUUCUACCAUUGGUUCUACUACUUCAGCUACUACCACCACAACAACCGCUGCCACCUCUACCACCACUAUUUCUACCACUCCUAUAACUACUAGAAUUCCAGUGAAAAAGUUUGUGGCAGCAGCCGUUCGCUCUCAUUUUGAUGAUUGUCCGGAUUCACACACCCAUUUCUGCUUCCAUGGGACCUGUCGUUUCCUGAUAUUGGAGGAGACUCCUGCAUGUGUGUGUCACCCUGGUUUCGUUGGGAUGAGGUGUGAACAUGCCGACCUGCUGGCUGUGGUCGCAACCAAUCACAGGCAACAGACAGUCACCACAGUGCUUGUACUAUGUGUGAUUGGUAGUGUCAUGAUGAUGCUGCUCUGCACACUUUUACAUUGCUGGUGGAGGCGUGAAAGUCAUAGGCGGACCCAGGCCUUCUACUGUGUCCCAGAAAAACCUGGAAGUAUGCUGACAGGCAAAGCAUCCUGCUGUCAAACUGAAAGUGUGGUUUAAGAGGAUCAUUCUUCUAGAUUUUACACAAUGAAAUUCCACAUCCUGGGAUCUCUACAGACUGGAACCAAGAUGGUUGACUGACAGCUGGAUUAUUUACGAUGUGAGGGAGCAAGAAAUUGACUCACCUCUGUUAACAACAAACUGAGGUCUAUCCAUCAGAUUUAGGAAUUGACCCGGCUCACCUAUAGAGAAUUGAAAGGAGGAAUAUGAGGAGUUAGCCCCAGCACUGUGUCAUUAUGAGGACAUUGCCAGGAGGGCUGAUUCUGGAUAUGACAGAGAACACUUUUUUCAGAAGAGGUUUUGCAUCCAAAGACGAUGUGGAACAACAAAAUGCAUGAUCUCAGACGGACAUCCUGUGUGAUAUACUUCAAGUAAGAGGACCUCAAAUACUCCCCAUUUUUGUCUUUUUAACAAACACCGUAUAAAUGAUGUGAUCACUGAGAUACUUUUUUAUUAAAGAAUGGAGGGUAAAUGUGUUCUUUAGAAGAAGUUUUAGUUAUUUUUUAAGCAAGGGAUAUAAACUCACUUCACCUUACAAAAAUGGGGAAUUCUUAUUUGUAGGUAUUCUUAGACUAAGGAAGAGUAAAAGAGUAAGGAUCUACUGACUGAAUCAAUUUUGAAUAUGGGAAAACAAGGUCUGACAAAUAUGCCUUGCAAAUAUUGCCAAUGUCUUUUUUGUUGUACAAAGUAAUAUCCCUUAUACACCACUUUCUCUAGUAUAUUUAGUACUAAAUUAACUACCCCAAUGUCUUUUAUAUUGCUUUUGUUAAAUCAGUGAAGAAAAACAAGGGGCUGUACUUCAUGGAGAAGAGGUCUUUAGUUAUUGUAAAGCUGUUGAAUGACUCCAGUGCUGCUACUAACCUCUGGUGUUAGUGUUUUUUUUCUGAACAAUUCUAAAUGCCUCUGAGGUUUAGAACCAGUAAAUGACUUUUUAGUUUUUAUUGUGUGUCCUUACAAUUGCAUGUUACCAGGCACAUGUUGCAAAUGCGUGAGUAUCCGGCAACAGAAAACCUGUGCUUACUUCAGUUGCUUACUUCAAUGUAUGGAAUUUGUCAAAGCUCACUUGUUCUUUAAGCUUAAUCACAAAAUUGUGCACUUAUGGUUUAGAGGUAUAACUUUAUUUAGAGAUAUUAGAAAUGGGUUCACGUGCAAGAAUUGCCAAAUGCACCUUAUGGACCACUUGUGCGUAUAUGCACAGAAGUUACUUGGUGUUGAUUUAAUGCCGUCAUGGAAGACACCACCACUCUAUGCUUUGAGAGCUCAUACUUUUCACGAAGGCAAACAAGCCUGGCUUUUUGGAAAGUAUUCAAGGACCAAAUGUGUUGUAGUAAGUGUAGAAAUAGGUUAUGGGUAAAAACAAAACAAAAUUGUGGCUGUUGGUCUGAGUGGAGUAAACAUGCAAAAAAGGUCUGCAUUCUAAAAAGUGAUUUAGAUUGAAUUAGAUUGAAUUGAUAGAAAGGAGAGACAUGCCAAUAUUUUUUUCUUUCAUUCUUUGAUUCUGGAGUUUUGAAUGUGUUUGCUUUUGAAGUAGAUACGAUUGAUACUUUCAACAACAAAAAAAUGGUGAAUGGAUGUAUAUGAAUGAAAAUAUGAGUGUGUGUUUAAGUGCAGUCUUGUUGCGUUGUGAACAUGUUUUCAUUGUUGUUUACAUACCAAAACACAACACUUGUUUCCUAAGGAGAUAUAUGCAUGUUUUCUUGUUCCCUGUUAAUAUCUGAAUAGAGAAAGAAAAUGAGCAUUAUAGUUAAUAGUUAGCAUUAAAAUGUCAAAUAUAUAAGUAAACUUGUAUAUAAACCCUUAUCCUGAAAAUAUGUUCUGGUAUAAAAUGAGGACCAUGGAUAUGUUAAGUUAUGUCAGUAUGUUUUACAAUCUGCAGUGUUACUUCUGUGAUUAAGUCUUUGGUUGAAACAUCACCAACAGAAUAACUUUGCCAGAUAACUAACCACUUCAAUGUUGUACUGUUAUUGACCUUUCUGUUUUCAAUGGAAAAAUAUAUAUCAAUGAAAAGAAGAAAAAAAAAACAUUCUAAUCUGCAAACCUUUGUCUUGGUGCUGUCUGUCACUCACAUUCCAUGUAACCCUAUAGCAUUACACAGUCUGAACCAGCUUGUAUCCUUCACUUGACCAUCUUCGUAGAUGCGCCAUUUCAGAAGGUACAAUCCAUUGCGUGCUUUCCCUCUUCACUUUUACGGGUCUUUAUUCACUCAUCUGUCUUGUACAAAGCUUUCUGUUUGUCUAUUUUUCCUCUCACUGAAUAUUUCAAAAGGGGAAAUACAAACAUAAAACUCUGAACCCCAGGCUCAACUGAACAAAGAUCCUACCUCCUGAGUGCUUUUUUAGCUGAAGGAAAGGUUGAACUUUUUUGUAGCUUUUAUUUAUUUGUUUAUUUGCUUAUGCCCUUGGUUACUAUAUGUUUAGGCCUAUAUUUAGUCUGAGAACACGUACCUGUUCUUGUGAAAAUGUGAGUUUGACCCACAUACUUGAUCUAUUUAUUUCCCUUUGCAGAUUUUGUUGGUUUAACCUUUCAUCUUCUCUCAAUCUAUAAUUUGCUCUUCCCUUUUGUUCUCUCUCCAUCAUGAGCUGUGUUGUAUUUCUCAAUCCUAUUAUGCUUGCAAUUGGAUUUAUAGGGAGACCUUCCCAACUGGCUGAGCUUACUAAAGCCAGCUUUGAAUUAAGGAGCUCUUCUGGGGGCAUCCCUAAAGAUAACAAAAGGCUUAGGUUCUGAUGGGGAGAAAAUAGAGAGGGACAGGUUACAAUACAGCGACUUUUCCAACAUCGAGUGCGGAUCUGUUAUGUAAGACAGCAUCAACUGUUUUGUGCAAGAUUCCAUGCGCAUGUCCCUGACUUCAGUUUUGGAUUUAUGACAUUGUUCAAUUUCAAUAACGUAAAUAUUUGCGCUGUGCUUCUCACCAGUGUACACCCUCUCUUGGUCUUUUUUAUCCUAACCCAACAUUCACAGUAUCUCUCAGACCAGAUGGUUCGAAAUAAGAGUAUUUAAGUAUUAGGGUUAAGCAAUCCUGCUCACUCCAGUCCCUUUCACAACUCUGCAUUUUUC
Molecule: messenger RNA, 4037 nt
Organism: Hypomesus transpacificus
Lineage: Eukaryota; Metazoa; Chordata; Actinopteri; Osmeriformes; Osmeridae
Gene: tgfa
Product: transforming growth factor, alpha
Exons: 6
Coding region: 420-983 (187 amino acids)
Biological process (GO): positive regulation of mitotic nuclear division; epidermal growth factor receptor signaling pathway; positive regulation of cell population proliferation
Source: RefSeq, a predicted model, not a curated record